Ficedula albicollis (Collared flycatcher) is the source of this 1027-nucleotide messenger RNA. It is a transcript of the gene LMO2, whose product is annotated as LIM domain only 2. Gene Ontology annotation, biological process: positive regulation of transcription by RNA polymerase II. Lineage: Eukaryota; Metazoa; Chordata; Aves; Passeriformes; Muscicapidae. Gene Ontology annotation, cellular component: nucleus. The transcript is spliced from 3 exons. Gene Ontology annotation, molecular function: DNA-binding transcription factor binding; transcription coactivator activity. The coding region runs from base 47 to 523 and encodes 158 amino acids. The record is from RefSeq and is a predicted model, not a curated record.
GGGCAGAGCCCACCACCGGCACGCCACAAAGGAACCGGCCCUGCCAAUGUCAUCGGCCAUCGAGAGGAAAAGCCUCGAUCCUUCCGAGGAGCCGGUGGAUGAGGUGCUGCAGAUCCCCCCGUCACUGCUGACAUGUGGGGGGUGCCAGCAGAACAUCGGGGACCGCUAUUUCCUGAAGGCCAUCGACCAGUACUGGCACGAGGAUUGCCUCAGCUGCGACCUGUGCGGCUGCCGCCUUGGCGAGGUGGGCAGGCGCCUCUACUACAAACUGGGCAGGAAGCUCUGCAGGAGAGACUAUCUCAGGCUCUUUGGCCAGGAUGGGCUGUGUGCCUCCUGCGAGAAGCGGAUCCGUGCCUACGAGAUGACCAUGCGGGUGAAGGACAAGGUCUAUCACCUUGAGUGCUUCAAGUGUGCUGCCUGCCAGAAGCACUUCUGUGUGGGGGACAGGUACCUCCUCAUCAACUCAGACAUCGUGUGCGAGCAGGACAUCUACGAGUGGACUAAGAUCAACGGCAUGAUCUAGCACGGACGUGCCUGGCACUCUGUGACAGACACCUCCCGGGCCCAGCUGCACCCAGGACAUCAUCCCUUGGGCUGCGGGCUUUGAGAUGGGGGGGAAACACCACGCAGUAGGCCCUUGGCAGGCAGUGCUAAGUAGAAUGUAAACUACACCCAGGUGAAGGGGGGCGAGCAAAGCAAUAGUAGCUAGACUGACUUGUGUUCACAGUACGGACAGGAACUGACAUCAGCUUGCAGCCGGGGACAGACACAGCACCAUAACCCAUCCUCCCAACUGGAACAGAGUAGGGACUUCUGUAAAGAGACUUUAUGACGUUGUCACCUGCAGACUAGGAUUGUGCAAUUCGGUUUUCUUUCUGUCUUGUUUUCAUUACUGAGUCUAGAUGACAAGCCCCCGCAGUAGGCGUGACGAGGAAUACUGGAAGGAAGGAGCCAUCCCUCACGUGGUCAUUCCAUAUGGCCUUACACUUUGGGUGGGAGUUAUUUUUGCAUGGAAUUUUUCUUUUUC